AUGGAAAAGAAUCCUAGUUUUCGAUCAGUUGCUCGCAGUGAUGAAAGCAGCUCAAUGUAUAGGGAUAAAUCAAACACAGUGCUAACUCAGAAGAAGGACAUUGAGAAGACUAUUCAAGAAUAAUCCAAGUUUUACAUUGAGAGUCAAUUUACCCUACUCAACUCUACCACUAAUAACGAAACUUCAAACAGUCCAGACAAGCGAAGAUCCAUGCCAGAUGAGUCUAGAAGUAGCAUACUUGAAGAAAAUUUUGCUUCAUAGUCUGGAGGGUGUUGCCUUUGGAAUAUAUUUUAAAGAGGUCCCCGAUAAUCAAUGAAAGGCAAAUCAACUAUUGAAAGAUUAAACAGUAAUUAAAGUGUGCGGAAAGCUUAAAAGCAGAAAGUACUGCCUAUUUCUGUGACUAUCACUCGCCAAUAAGAUAAAUAAGAUGUAUGGAGUGUGUAUCUUUUAAAUAAUCUAAAAAAUCUUGAAGGCUUGGUCUGGGCCGACAGUUUAAUGAAUUACAUGACAAUUAAUGAAAAUGAGUUUCUAGACACUAAAUAUAGGUCAAAUAUUUACUUCCUAAACUACACCAAAUCGUAAAUGGUUUAAACCUCAGUGUAAUAAAGGCAAGUUAUGAUGUAAAGAAAGCUUACAGAAACUUUCACUCGAGAGCAAUUAGACAGUCUUAAGCAAUCCUUUUAAAAGCAUAUGGGUAUUGCAAACCAAAGUGAUCAAACUCUUAUUUCUAAUUAAACAACACUUAGAGACCAAAAUUAAAGUCAGAAUGAUAUUGAAUAUGGCAAUAUUGCAGCUUCUAAAAAAGGAUUGGCUAGACAAAGUCUAGAGACAAACACUAGGGGGCAUAGGAGACUUAUUAGUAGUGACACAGUACCAGAUCUUUAUGAGAAUGGUCUUGCUGAUUUAUAGACCUUGAAAAAUGAUGAGAACAAGCACAGAUUUAUUUACGACAUAGAAGACCCGAACAAUCAAUCUGAUACUAUAGAAUAAAUGGAUAAGCAAACUAAGUUGCUGUUUGAAGUGCUUAGAUCUUAGCUAUUUGAUAACAAACAUCCAUUGAAUAUCAUUAUCAGAAGAUUUAGCUUUUACUUUGUCAAGCAUUACUCCCAGUAAAUAGUUUAUGAUGAGAAAUCCAAUGACUAUUAUAUCUUGAAAUCUCUACCAACUGGUAAAUAUGACUUGCAAUUCGUUAAUGAGCACCAAAGAGCUCAUAUAGCUUAAAAUUAUAUGGACCAGCCAGAUGAUUAAAACAUUUACUUUGAGGAUAUGCAAAAUGAAGGGGAAAAGAUUAAUCGAGAAUAAGCUGACUAUCUAGAAUUCAACUAAUUCUAGAGAGCUGAUCAUACAAUAAACAGUUCAAUGAGACAGUCUUUUAAGAGAGGAUCGUUUGCAAAGUAGAUGAACCAAUUUAAAAAAGAAAAGGAGGUCAAAUACAAGACAGCUUAGGGAGCUCUAGCUGAAGUCAAGUAGUUUCUAUCCCUAAUGUAUGGCAUCUGCAUCAGGUUUUAUGUGACUGUAAUUAAACUUGAUAUCCUUGAGAAAAUGAAAGAAGACUUAGUAGAGACACUCACAAGAAUACUUUUCUGUGAGUAAAUGACUAAUUUGAUGAUAGCUGUAUGCAGAGUAACUACCAAGGAUGAAGAAAGCUCCCUAAAAUAUAAAAUCAACGAAUUAUAGCGAGUGAAAACCUCUCAUCUUGGUCUAAGCUAAUUUCACUGUCUAGAUAAGCAUAGUAAAAUAAUGGAGGUGUACUUGAAAUAGUACAACGAGCUCUGCAUCUCUUUAAACAAACCGGUUAUUGGCCCAGAUGGUGAUGUAGGAGGAAGCUCUAAUUCGAAUGAUGAGAAGGAAUUCGAUUUUGAAGAAUUAAAAGAUGAAAGCAUGAUUUAAUCAAUGCCUUCUGUAUCUGCUAGCAAGCAACAUAGCACAUUCAGAGACAACUUUAUGUCAACAGUAGAUAAUCCGAUCAUGGAAGAAAAUGAGGACUCUGAUGAGGAUGACUAUCAAAUUAAGGAUCUAGAUGAAGAAGAGCUAUAAAAGCAUAGAGAAAGAAUUGCAACAGUAAGAAUUCAUCCUAAAAAGGAUUCGAGAGUCUCAGUGAUAUCCAGACCGAGUGGUGCAGGCGAACCAUUAAUUUAGAUUGAACCUGAUAUGUUUGAAUAAAGUAGUGAAGAUGAAGAGGAAGAGUUAAUAGGUGAUCUGGGUAGAUUCUCAUUUUAAGAGAGAAAAACUAUCAAGUUGGACAGGAUGGUCAGACUCAAAGAAGAAAUCGACAUGAGAUUGAAGCAAAAACCAUAUAUUAACGCUGUAUAACAGAUAAAAAUGAUACCGGAGUAUUAUACACCUAUCGACAAAUUAAGAUGCCUAGCUACUGUUUCGCAUUCUAUUAUAGAAUCAAUAAAUAAAUUCUGGAAAGGCCUAGAUGUUGAGAAGGAUAAGCUGACAGUUAAUGGUGACUCAAUCCUUAUGAUAUACAUCUUUAUAACUGUCAAAGCUAGAACCAAUGUUUAGGAUUUAUUUGCUCAUGUGAAAUAUAUGGGCGAGUUUUCAACGCCCUUUGUGAGAAAUACUAAACUCGGCUAUUGCUUGACAACUCUUGAAAUAGCAUUAAAUCAUAUACUAAACCUUACUAAAGAUGAUUUUGAAACUAAGGAUGAUUGUGAUAUGUUUAGUGAAAGCAGCAGUAUUUGGAGUGAAAAGAGACGAACUUUAACAAGAAGUCUUAGAGAAUCUUUAAGCGCUUCGGUCAGAUCGAAUUCCUUAGUCAUCAAGGAUGACCCGUUAGGAGAUUACUUUAAAUUUGAGGAGUUGCACAGGCCAUAGUGA
Stylonychia lemnae is the source of this 2826-nucleotide messenger RNA. Lineage: Eukaryota; Ciliophora; Spirotrichea; Sporadotrichida; Oxytrichidae. The record is from the annotation of a GenBank genome assembly.